Molecule: messenger RNA, 678 nt
Organism: Musa acuminata subsp. malaccensis (wild Malaysian banana)
Lineage: Eukaryota; Viridiplantae; Streptophyta; Magnoliopsida; Zingiberales; Musaceae
Product: transcription factor SCREAM2-like
Biological process (GO): regulation of DNA-templated transcription
Cellular component (GO): nucleus
Molecular function (GO): DNA-binding transcription factor activity; sequence-specific DNA binding
Source: RefSeq, a predicted model, not a curated record
GCUGACGUAGGCAAAGUAAUCUACGAUACCUCAACAUCGUGUCGGACUUGCCCUAUUAUAUUCUAUCGAAGCUACUCCUCCAGGCGUUUCCGGAAGAGGCCGGAGGAAGGGAAGCGCGGGGGUGGAACAAAGAAAGAUGACAUCCAGAGAUCAAAAGAAGGCUGUCUUGCAUGAGAAGCUGCAGCUGCUUCGAUCUGUCACCAACUCCAGCGCACUAAGCAAAGCUUCUAUUAUAGUGGACGCGUCAAAAUACAUCCAAGAGCUGAAGCAAAAGGUGGAAGCAUGCAAACCAGAUCUCGCGGAGGAAAGCUCCCUCCCCAUGGUUACUGUCGAAACCCUAGAAAAGGGUUUCUGGAUCAAUGUAUUCUCCGACAAGAACUGCCCGGGCAUGCUUGUCUCCGUUCUUCAGGCAUUCCAGGAACUUGGUCUUGAUGUGCUGGAUGCAACCAUCUCCUCCGCCGACUCAUUUCGUCUUGAAGCUGUUGGAGGAGAACCGCAGAAUGAGAGCGUGGAUGCACAGAUGGUGAGGCAAGUGGUGGUGCAAGCUAUUAAGAAGUGUAUGGGAAGUUAAAGCAACGAGCAAAACCAGAAGGAGAAUGGAGGAGCAAAAGGGUCUCUAAAAGAUGGGAGAAAAAUAGUAGAACAGAAUUGUGCAGCUUUCUCCAAAGUGCAAGCGAG